Gekko japonicus is the source of this 1070-nucleotide messenger RNA. RefSeq lists its product as uncharacterized. NCBI's taxonomy places the organism in Eukaryota, Metazoa, Chordata, Lepidosauria, Squamata, Gekkonidae. Bases 19 to 1065 code for a protein of 348 amino acids. The record is from RefSeq and is a predicted model, not a curated record. The transcript has 4 exons.
CACUGUUGAAGUCAAGGAAUGGAGGACCUAUCCCAAGAUCUGCGUGACCUGGAAGCAAUUCUAAGUGAACAAAUGGGCAUGCCUAUGCCAGUUGACCCCCAUGUCCAGGCCACACAGGCACCACAGGCAACAGGUGAAACGCAUAUAGCCCCUCACCAAUACAUCUCAGAGGAAGUGGCUGUAACCCCCGAAGGGGAAAUGGCUGAUCCCACCCAGCGGGCGUUAGCUACACCUGGCAGAGACCCUCAACAAUUGUCUGCUACGUGGGACAGAAUUGCUCCCCAACAAGCGGCUCCUACACACGGCAGAUGCCCCCCACAGGUGGCUCCUUUCCCAGUCAGAGCCCUCCAGCCAGUGACCUACCCUCCGGCCAGACCUAUUCCUGAAGCAGUCAUGGAAUCAGAUGCUGUACCUGGGACAUCUCAUUCUGCACCACUGAGGCUGGUCAGGGGCAAUCCUCAGAGACGCCCGGCUGUGUCCAAUAACUCGGGGGGCCCUAACCCGAAAAAGAAGAAGGAGGAAGACCUUUCUCCAAAGCAUGCAGGGGCCGCCCAAAAAGUUCAUGAGAUCAUGCAGGAAUUAAUAAAUGUAGACACCAUUAUACAGAAUGAGGAAGCAGAAAUAAGACGGAGGCAGUUGAUUAUAGAAACUCUUCUCUCUGUCAUGCAAGCUAAAUGCAAGGAGCUCGAUGCGUUGAUUGAGAAUUAUGAUAAUGGUGUGAUUAGAAGUUCUAGACAGUACUCUAACAGCGCUAGCCGCAGCGUGCAGGGCGGGGGCGCUCUGGCAGACAACGCUUCCUCCCCACGGUCUGCUCACUCCGGUGAGGGGUUGGGAGGAGGGGAGGGGGGUGAUGGAUCCUCCUCAACUCCCCUCCAAGUCUCUGAUGACUCUGAUAGGGUGGAGGAAGAGGAGAGGGAUGCAGGCUCCCCACCCCCUCCCCUUUUACAUUCAGGAAUUGUUUACAUAGUAUAUACUCUAAAGAAUUGUAUUUUUGUACACUGCAGAAUAUCUCCUGAGGAAGAUCCAAUUUUGAAACGUUGUUAUAUAAUCCGGAGACGGCGUUGAUGAUG